AUGCAGCGCGGCGGAGAGUUAGAUCCACUCGACGAUAAUGGGCUCUGCCUAUUAUCCCUCGAUGGUGGUGGGGUCCGAGGGCUGUCGUCCCUGUAUAUCCUCAAGGGUAUUAUGGCGCGACUGAACCACGAGCGUGGGUUAGACAAUCUCCCACCCGUGAAGCCAUGCGAUGUGUUCGAUCUCAUCGGUGGUACGAGCACAGGCGGACUUAUCGCUAUUAUGCUGGGUCGGCUCGAAAUGGAUGUCGAUGAAUGCAUCAUAGUAUAUAGCGAGCUUAUGAAAUCCGUUUUCAAAAAGAAAUGGAACUCGUUCCCGAUUAGCUUGACGGGGAAAAGCAGGUCACGAUUCAAGUCCGAGAAACUCGAGAGCGCAAUCAAGAAGGCGAUUAUUAAGCAUGGUUCUAAAGAGACUGACCUCUUCAAUGACGGGGUCGAUCGUAAAUGUAGAGUUUUCGUUUGCACUAUUGCGCACGAGACCAAGGACAUCGUUCGCCUAAGAAGCUACAAUUUGCCUGAUAAACUGCAGAUUCCUGCCACUAUUUCCGAAGCUGCACUCGCGACAUCUGCCGCAACGACUUUCUUCGAUCCUGUUGAUAUUGGGGAACGUAAGUUCGCUGAUGGCGCGUUAGGCGCAAAUAAUCCGGUAGAAGAGGUGGAAGGGGAAGCUUCAAAUAUCUGGUGUCCUGACACAGCAGAUUUGAAACCUCUUGUCAAAUGCUUCGUUUCGGUUGGGACUGGGAAUCCUGGGAAGAAGCCGAUCAAGCUUAAGAUGUUCAAGUUCCUUUCUGAGACGAUAGUCGAAAUUGCGACAGAGACUGAUAAUACGGAAAAGAGAUUCAUAGCUAAGUGGCGUCAGCACUUUGACGAAAAGCGAUACUUCCGCUUCAGUGUCGACCAAGGACUACAACAUAUCAAAUUGACAGAAUACCAAGAGCAAGGCGCUAUAGAGGCGGCAACAGAUGGUUAUCUCGAUCAUCAAACACAGGGAUUCCGGGUACGAGACUGUAUUCGAAAUUUGAAAUUGAAGAAAAAUGUUUCGACAACGGACAUAUCACGUAUACUUGCCGUAGGAGCGAUACCUUCUCAUUCUAUAGACAUGUUAGAGAAGGCUCGGGCGGACAGGUUAGAUCUAAAGUACAGAUGCGAUAUAUGGCUCAGGCCGUCCAAUAUGAGGGAGAUUUACAACAACCAUAUUCGAGAAAGGUUGAGCGGAACAUGUGACUGGAUAUGGUCACAUCCUAUAUUCUCGAAAUGGAGCAGUACAUCAACGAAUCCGACAGACGCAGACCAUCGUCUGCUCCAUAUCUACGGCACCCACGGUUGUGGGAAAACUGUCCUGGCAUCCUCAAUCGUAGAGUCAUUGAGACGUAAGGGAAACCAGGUAUUAUUUUUCUCUUUCUCUGGCUCGGAUACUAGUCGCCAAACCUUGGAUAACUUAGCCCGGUCAUUGUUGUGGCAACUAUUACAAGAACCAGUCUCGGACGAGAGCUUCGAAAUCAUGCGAGACCUCAUGUCGCAUGGCCAACCCUUAACCUCCGAGCUAUGGACUACCUUUAAGGAUAUCACAACGUCUAUGUCAGGGCCCAUGUACUGGGUGAUUGAUGGAGUUGAUGAAUGCAAGGAAUCUGGUGAAGAGCUCUUUAAUCAGGUCAUUGACCUGCUCACUGCCAAUAAAGAUGCUCACGCCGUCCUCUUAGGGAGAACGCACAUUCUUCAACCAAUCAACCAAUCAAACCACGUAAUCGAGAUUACUCCCAGCUUAAUCAAGGCUGACAUCGACGCAUUCAUCAAUACUGAGAUGGCCAAGUCCAUAAUCCUUCAAUCAUCUGAAGUUCGCGACCUCGCAUUCAAGACCCUUCGCGACGGCUCCCAAGGCAUGUUCCUUUGGGUGAAAUUGAUGGUUCGAGACCUUUGCAAGUCUUUCUCUAGGACGGAAGUUAUUGAAAGAUUGCACAAUCUGCCGCAUGGUCUUCAAAAGACUUACCGGCACUUGUUUUUACAACUCGUGGAAGAACUAGAUAAUAUCGAUCUCAGAUUUACUAAACGCCUUCUAGCAUUCGUUAUAGCAGCCCGUCGGCCGUUAAACGUUAAGGAACUACAGUAUGCCCAUGCAUUGGUAUCUAGGUCAGAUUCGAAGACAUCGCACGAAUGCUCACUCGAAGAUUGCAUGCCAAAGGACAUAGCUAAAAAGGUUCUUCGUAUCUGCGGAAUUUUCUUACAGAUAACUGAUGGAGUGGUUUCACUGGUUCAUAUAUCCGUCAAAGAAUUUUUGACUAGACCAGAGAGCGAAUGGUCAAGGGACGGUGAUCAUAAAAUUAUCGACCUACGGAUUAAUCCAGAAGAAUCGCACUAUUUGCUCGUCUCGACCUGCAUCGACUACCUAGAAAUUGGAAACUACGGCUUCCCUCUCCGGGAUCAGGAUGAAUCGUCAAUGCCCUACGAUGUCCAUCCAUUCCUGGAGUACGCGUCUAAAAAUUUAGUUUACCACGUUAAUAGGGCCGGAAAUUUUUCUUUUGACGUUGUCAACAAGUUUCACCAAUAUCUCAUGUCUGAGGCAAGCUUCUCUUGGGUUGAAUACUUCGCAGUUCAUUUAGUGGAAGAUGGGUCUUCCGGCGUUGAGGCAGAAGAGUUCACGACAUGGCUCCUAAAUGGGGCCGAGGGAAAGUUCUUAGUACGUGUUUAUACUCACUUACGUCGGCAGAUUGAGAAUCUAGAGGAGAGUUUUGGUGAAAACGACCGGCGGGCAGACCUUUACAGGAUGGUCUUUGACAUGAUUUCAGAUAUUGUCAACGAUGAAUCCAAUAGCAUGCCCGUGAUGACGGAAAUGUUCAACCAGAACAGCGUGCUAACGGCUUCGAAACAACUCGAUUUAUUAAUAAGAUUGCAAUACCAUAUUCGGCGAGCAAAAGCUUUGACGGGUCCUCUCGAACUUCUAUUCCGUCUCAUUUUACAAAAUGCCAGCAACGUUCCUAUUUACGCAUUAAUGAUAAUUGGUGGUUUCUACAAAAGAGUGAAUCAACCUGAGAAAGCCUUGCAAGUUUAUCACAAUGCAAUAAUGAAAUUUGGAAAUCAUGAAGUGCCAAUGAAGUACGCGAUAUGGAGCCAAAUUGGUUUCAUUAAUUACGAUCUUGGUCAAUAUCAGGAGGCAGAGAAGACGUAUCAGCGGGUAGUAGAAGGACGGAGAAAGAUACUUGGUCAAUCCCACCCGGACACGUUAAUCAGCAUACAACGACUGGGAAACACUUUUUUCAUUCAAAAUAAAUAUGUAAAUGCUGAAGAAACAUUCCAACAGGCAGUACAAGGACGACAAAAAACACUCGGCCUAGAACAUGUACAUACUUUAGCCAGCAUGGACAUGCUAGGAAACGCCUAUUUAGACCAAGGGAAAGUUGCAGAAGCACAACAAACAUUUCAGCGGGUAGUAGAAGUACAAAAAAGGAAACUCGGCCUAGAACAUCCGGACACUCUAGUAUCCCUACAUAAUUUGGGGGUAGUUUUCUACGCAACUGGGAGGUUUUCACAAGCAGAGGAAAUAUUUAGACAUAUAUUUAAAGGAAUAGAAAAGGGAUUUGGUUUAGAACACAUGAUUACUCUUAACACUAUAUACGGGUUGGGAAAGGCCUUCGAGAAGCAAGAAAAGUAUGUGCAAGCAAAGGAAAUGUACCAACGGGCAACCGAAGGACGGGAAAAACUACUUGGAUCAAGCCAUGAAGACACAUUGCAAAGUAAGGAUAAUUUAGAAAUUAUACUUGAAUACUUGGAAGAGAAUGAAUGGGAAGGGGAGCAGAUGCGAGCGUUAUUUGGCUAA
Daldinia childiae is the source of this 3807-nucleotide messenger RNA. RefSeq names its product Kinesin light chain. Gene Ontology annotation, molecular function: protein binding. The transcript has 6 exons. The record is from RefSeq and is a predicted model, not a curated record. Lineage: Eukaryota; Fungi; Ascomycota; Sordariomycetes; Xylariales; Hypoxylaceae. Gene Ontology annotation, biological process: arachidonate metabolic process. Gene Ontology annotation, cellular component: membrane. Bases 1 to 3807 code for a protein of 1268 amino acids.